AUGGAAGAGGAACUUUCAGCUUUAAAAGAAAAUCACACAAGGGAUUUGAUAUCCAAACCGGCUAAAGCUUCUGUUAUUGGAAGCAAAUGGAUUAAUCAUAUGGCGACAAUUCGUGUAUUGCUCACUAUAGCAUCCAUCAAAUGGUGGAAACUUCAUCAAAUAGAUGUGAAAAGUGCACUCUUACAUGGUGAAAUACAUGAGAUUAUAUGCAUGAAGCCUCCUCUGGGGUACAACCAAAGUCAACCUGAUACGGUUAACAUAUUUUUUGGGUUGGAGGUUGAGUAUUUGCAGGAUGGUAUCAUGUUAAGCCAAAGGAAGUAUGGAGAUGAUCUUGUCACACAAGCAUGUCUAAGUGAUCAAAAGGUAGCUUACACACCUUUGGAGAUCAAUGUGAAGUACAAAAAUGAUGAUGAUGACCCUCUUGCCGAACCAACAUUGUACAGGAGGCUCAUUGGUUGUCUAAUUUAUUUGACAAUAAUAAGACCUGACAUCUCUUAUCUAGUUCAAGUCUUGAGCCAAUUUGUUACAAACCCUUGCCAGCAUCAUUUUUCUGCUCUUCUCAGAAUCAUUCGCUAUGUUUGGAGUACAAUUAAUCGAGUGUUUUUCUUUCAUUCAGCAUCAUCUCUAAAUCUCGAAGGAUAUGUAGAUGCAGAUUGGGAAGAAUGUCCAAACUCUUGA
Solanum pennellii is the source of this 678-nucleotide messenger RNA. RefSeq lists its product as uncharacterized. Lineage: Eukaryota; Viridiplantae; Streptophyta; Magnoliopsida; Solanales; Solanaceae. Bases 1 to 678 code for a protein of 225 amino acids. The record is from RefSeq and is a predicted model, not a curated record. The transcript is spliced from 3 exons.